Messenger RNA from Suillus subaureus, 1554 nucleotides. RefSeq names its product histone acetylation protein-domain-containing protein. Gene Ontology annotation, molecular function: histone H3K56 acetyltransferase activity. The transcript has a single exon. Gene Ontology annotation, cellular component: nucleus. Gene Ontology annotation, biological process: DNA damage response. The coding region runs from base 1 to 1554 and encodes 517 amino acids. The record is from RefSeq and is a predicted model, not a curated record. NCBI's taxonomy places the organism in Eukaryota, Fungi, Basidiomycota, Agaricomycetes, Boletales, Suillaceae.
AUGACUUUGCGGGAUGCGCUCCUGGCAGGUCUCAACAGCCUACCAGGCACUCGUGAGUUCCAUCUUCAUGUCUUGGUCUCAUCACCCAGAAAGCACGGGAACCUUUUCCCGUUUGCAAAUCCACGACCGAGGUCGUACUUGCAGGAUAUUUUGAUUCUGCUUUCCGAACAAACCACACCAGACUCUCCCUCCGUUUUCGUCUCUGCAAUCGAAGCAUGCGUGUAUAACAUCCCAACGACAUCCUGUGCGAUAUUGUAUGUCUCGAAAGUCGACUCUACUGGACAAGCAACUGCGCCAUCUCCCACUCCAGCUCUUGUUCGCGCACUCUUGUUGUUCUACGCAGACCCUGCCACGCGUCCCAUCUCUGCUGACCAUCUGUGGAUCCACGUGUUUGCAAGAGCACAGAAUCAAUACCUAUUCCCAAACUCUUCAGAAUACCCGAAAAAACAUCCCCUGAGCGAUAUCAAACUCUGUGCUUGGUGGAAACGCCAAUUCAGCACCGUCAUAGGCGAAUUAACGUCUCGUGUGGGCGAUACCUGCCGUACGAAACUAUAUUAUACUCUACCUGGUCUCAGCGAGUUUGAAGCUCAUCACUCGCUGGAGAGGGUAUACCCAUCGACUGGUUCGACCUCCAGUUGGACAUACGGUCACCCUUAUUCCCAGGACGAAAUCCCCCUACCAUGUCCUUGUCCUUCCGGGGGCGAUUCGCCUCGCCAUCUAGGACAAUGUAUACCGUCAUUUGAUGAUGACCCUAAAUCUCGGUUUAUUGAUGAGAUUGCGUACACGACGGAUGCGGAUGGGAUAAGGUCCCCAGAGCGAAAACGCCCAAGAGCGGAUACGUUAAAGACGUACGAAGAAGACGUAUCGUCAGCCGACGCUUCAGAAAAGAAGGAAGGUCGGAGUAAAAAAGAGGACCAGACCCAUAAAGAAGUCAAGAAGGUGUCUGUGGAAGAAUUCUGGGAGCGGAUGUCGUUCCGACAGGAAUGUAUUGCAGGGGCGGUUACCGGGUUUUUCGUCAUUGCUGUCUCUGCCGCCACACCAGCUUCGACUCUCUCCAAAAGUGAAGUGUCACCGCUUGCGCCCCAACCAGGGCAGGUUUCAUCUGUGAUGAACAAACGUGUGUUGACGUCACUAUUAACUGCUCAUGAAUUUCCGUCUGUGGAAAAGGCGGUGUGGUCGACUAAAGUGAUUGAGGAUUCUAUACGAGGGUUAUGCGAUGGUCUCAAGUCGAAUCCUCUUCCACUUGCCGUACCAGACAGGUCGGGCCGACAAACACCCGAGCCAGACCCUGUUCGGACCACUCUAGCACCUCCGCAGACGCCUCCACCUCGUCUUGUCAAUGGAAAAAGGCCGAUCGUUGACAUAUCUCCCAAUCCAUUUCCAGAACCAGUUGCUUCUCUAGAAACAUACCACUCGUACAUAUUUGGUUCGAUUGCGGUCAAAAAUCGCCCAUCGCCGACGAAAGAACGCAGCGAAGCCACACUGAGCGCUGGUAACGGCACACCUCCAACAAUCACGGUGCUGACAGCGAGGAAGAAGCGGACGAAAUCAUAA